This is a messenger RNA of Panicum hallii, 1671 nucleotides long. RefSeq names its product erlin-2-B. Lineage: Eukaryota; Viridiplantae; Streptophyta; Magnoliopsida; Poales; Poaceae. The coding region runs from base 193 to 1308 and encodes 371 amino acids. Gene Ontology annotation, molecular function: cholesterol binding; ubiquitin protein ligase binding. Gene Ontology annotation, biological process: SREBP signaling pathway. The record is from RefSeq and is a predicted model, not a curated record. The transcript is spliced from 9 exons. Gene Ontology annotation, cellular component: endoplasmic reticulum membrane; endoplasmic reticulum.
AAGCUUCAGCUUGAGUUCUUGAAUCUUGACCCAACUCGCAAGCAACACGACAAAGGCGCGCGAGGACAGCCUUCGUCCUCGCCGUUUCGCUCCCCGCUCCCUCCCUCCCGCCCGCAUCACUCCCAAGCCGAUCGAAACCCUAACCCGCCCGACCUCCCCUAGGCUGUAGGCUCCCAGGCACUCCCCCUCGCGAUGUCGGACGUCACCGCCGACUCGGCGCAGAGCCGCCGCUCGCCGCCCCCGCCAUCGCCGGCGCCGUCGAUGGCGCGCUUCCAGCAGCAGCCGAGCGGGCGCCAGGCGCCCCCGCCGGGCGCCGACCCCUUCGCCUUCGGCGUCGUCGCCUUCAUCGGCAUCUGCUUCGUCUUGAUUUCACUCUCAGUUCCAUCAAGCGUUCUGCAUCAAGUUCCUGAAGGACAUGUUGGGGUAUACUGGAGAGGAGGUGCUCUUCUGAAGACAAUCACUCCUCCAGGGUUUCAUCUGAAGCUCCCUUGGAUCACCCAGUAUGAGGCAAUACAGGUUACACUUCAAACAGACCAGGUCAGAGAUAUCCCUUGUGGAACAAAAGGUGGUGUUAUGAUAAGCUUUGACAAGAUAGAGGUUGUGAACCGCCUCCGUAAAGACUAUGUGCAUGAAACACUACUCAACUAUGGUGUGCACUAUGACAAGACAUGGAUAUACGAUAAAAUUCAUCAUGAGAUAAACCAGUUCUGCAGUGCUCACAGUUUGCAGCAAGUUUACAUUGACAUGUUUGAUCAGAUUGAUGAAACAAUGAAAGAAGCUAUUCAAAGAGACUGCACACGCUAUGCUCCUGGAAUUGAAAUCAUCAGUGUUCGUGUUACAAAGCCAAAUAUACCUGGUAGCAUUAGGAGAAAUUUUGAACUUAUGGAGGAGGAGCGUACAAAGGCACUUAUCGCUAUUGAAAAGCAAAAGGUAGCAGAGAAGGAGGCAGAAACACAGAAGAAGAUUGCGCUAUCUGAAGCAGAGAAGAACGCACAGGUGAGCAAGAUCCUGAUGGAGCAGAAGCUGAUGGAGAAGGACAGUUCCAAGAAGCAGGAGCAGAUUGAUAACGAAAUGUACCUUGCACGAGAGAAAGCACUGGCAGAUGCAAACUACUACAGGAUCUUGAAGGAAGCUGAGGCUAAUAGGCUCAAACUUACACCAGAAUAUCUUGAGCUGAGGUUCAUUGAAUCAAUCGCCAAUAACUCGAAGAUCUUCUUUGGUGAAAAGAUUCCAAACAUGAUCAUGGAUCAAAGGUUGCUUAAGAACUACCUUGAUGAUGUUUCGAGGAAGGACCAUUCCGAAUUAUAGAAGCUCCUUUCCGUGAAUCAGAAGCAGCACAGGCUAUUUUUGUGACCCCACGUGGUAGAUAGGAUAGGAAUCCCAGGAAGCCGCUAGGAAGCCACAGAAAGGAGGGGAGACAUCAGGAGUCGCCCCUAAAGAUGAGAACUGGCAGUUGGUCUUUAUGCAAGAAAACCUUUGGUUUAUUUUUUUUGUGUAGUGGUGUUAGCGUUAGCAUAGAUGGAGCAAUCUGCAAUCGGCUGACAUUGAUGCUACCAUCAGACACUGUUGGGCUUGGACGUGUCCUAAACGGGUGGCUAAGGUCACUCGUUUCUACUCCGUCUAUGUUAUUACGUAAUAAGUGCGGCUGGCAGGCUUCGCCUUUAGUUGUUA